AUGAGUAGCACCGACGUGACCGGUACGGAAAAUACGGCGGUAAAUGUCGCUCUUUCCACAACGGUGGUUUACGGCCUGCUGUUGUUUACCGGUUCCUUUAUUUUCUUUAUGAGGCGUGGUAGAAGUAGCUUCUGCGGACGCAGUGUCGGUGUAUCUGUAUGCUUACUCUCGGCGUUCGCCGUCAUGCCGACAGUAAUGGCUCUGGGCAUCGCAGGAGCUUGGAUAUGCGCCGUUUACGGGUCCCUCGGAGGGGCGAUGGCGUUUCUCAUCACACCGGGGAUGAUUCUCUUCCUGUUAUUAUUGGCAUGCUGUGCCGCGGCCUCUUCAAGCAUUGAGGAGAGUGGUGGAACGCUCGACCUUGACCGGUUGUAG
Molecule: messenger RNA, 372 nt
Organism: Trypanosoma conorhini
Lineage: Eukaryota; Euglenozoa; Kinetoplastea; Trypanosomatida; Trypanosomatidae
Exons: 1
Coding region: 1-372 (123 amino acids)
Source: RefSeq, a predicted model, not a curated record